This is a messenger RNA of Gilbertella persicaria, 1865 nucleotides long. RefSeq lists its product as uncharacterized. Bases 9 to 1865 code for a protein of 618 amino acids. Gene Ontology annotation, molecular function: metal ion binding; phosphatidylinositol binding; ubiquitin binding. The transcript has 6 exons. NCBI's taxonomy places the organism in Eukaryota, Fungi, Mucoromycota, Mucoromycetes, Mucorales, Choanephoraceae. The record is from RefSeq and is a predicted model, not a curated record.
AAAUAAAUAUGAGUUCAUUUUGGUGGUAUCCAAAUGCUUUUGAUGAACUAGUUGAAAAAGCAACUUCAGAGUUAUUGCCUGCUGGUCAAGUUGACCUUGCUCUCCAUCUCGAGAUUAGUGACCAGAUAAGAAGCAAACGAGUUAGUUCUAAGGAUGCUAUGCGUUCACUCAAGCAACGUCUAAGCCAUAAAAACCCCAAUGUUAUCCUUGCUACUCUUUCAUUGGUAGAUAUAUGCGUAAAGAACAGUGGUAGUGGCUUUGUAAAAGAAGUAGCUACCCGAGAAUUUAUGGAAGAAAUGACACAUUUACUUAAAGUACCUACUGGGUGUAAUCAAGAUGUAAAGGAUAAAGUUUUGUAUUUAAUUCAAGUAUGGGGUAUUGCCUCUAAAGGAAACAAUUCUUUAAGCUAUAUCUCUGGUACUUAUGACCUGUUGCGUGCUGAGGGGUAUGUAUUUCCACCUGUAACUGAAAGGAUUGAUUUUACCUUGCUUGAAGCAGCAGUUGCUCCUGAAUGGACAGAUUCAGAUUGCUGUGAGCGCUGUAGAACUACAUUUACAUUAACCACACGAAAGCAUCAUUGCAGACAAUGUGGCGGUACUUUUUGUCAACAGUGUUCCUCUAAAAGCCUCCCUUUGCCCCAUCUCGGUAUUAAUGACACUGUGCGUGUCUGUGAUGGCUGCUAUAUCAAAGUCAAGUUAUCCAAAGUAGCAGAUAAAGAAGCUGUGCCUCAUUUGUUAAAGACGCCUGCUUCUGUCUCUUCUUCUUUGAUGCCUACUUAUACACCUUCUGUCAAGAGUAAAAACACAAAAGAUGUCAUCAUGACUAGUCAUAGCGAUGGCCAUCAAUUCGAAGAUGAUCUACAAAAGGCUAUUGAAUUGUCUUUACAAGAAUCUCAACUAAAAGCACCAAAGAAACUCAAUCGAAAGACAGUUGGAGAAGUAGAGGAAGAAGCUAAUUUAGCUGCUGCCAUUGCUGCUUCACUUGAAGACAUACAUGUCAGCCAAGAAACAGCUCUACCUAAAUAUAACAAGGAUAACAUAUCUUGUGUUGAUAUGGAAAACAUUCAAAUGUUCUCUACAUUAAUGCACCGUAUUCAAUCUGCUGGUGGUGAUGUGUCUAACGAUACACAGAUCAAUACACUGUAUACUCAAAUUGGUGCUUUACAGCCUAAGCUUAUCAAGUCAUUAGAUGAAACAAGCAAAAAGCAUCAAAUAUUUGUUGAUCUCCAUGCUAAAUUGAACAGUGCUGUCAAAGCCUAUGAUAAAUUGAUUCAAGAUAGAUUGGAUCAACAGCGUAACAGAACUACAUCUCCUAUGCCUUUGCAGUCUUAUCCAUCAAUGAACAAUUAUUUACCUUAUUCUGUUCAACAAAACUACCCUAUUCAGUCUCAGCAAUCUUAUGUACCUCCCUCUCCAGCACCUUAUUAUCAACAGCAAACAAGUAUGCCCUCAACGCCCGGUUAUCCACCUUAUGUGAAUCAACAAGCACCGCCCCAAUAUCAACAAGCGCCUCAACAAGUACCAUCUCAACAACAGACUCCACUUCAACAACAGGCACCAGCUCAACAGGCACCAGCUCAACAACAGACUCCACUUCAACAACAGGCACCAGCUCAACAAGCACCAGCUCAACAAGCACCAGCUCAACAAGCACCAGCUCAACAAGCACCAGCUCAACAAGCACCAGCUCAACAAGCACCAGCUCAACAAGCACCAGCUCAACAAGCACAACAACAAUUCUAUACUCCUCCAAUCUACACUUCGCCCAUCGAGAAUAACUAUUAUAACCAGCCACCAUUCAACCAUACCCAGCAACCUACUUAUAACAAACAACCUGUUGAAGAAGCUCCUCUUAUUGAUCUUUAA